This is a messenger RNA of Rosa chinensis, 2172 nucleotides long. RefSeq lists its product as uncharacterized. The record is from RefSeq and is a predicted model, not a curated record. NCBI's taxonomy places the organism in Eukaryota, Viridiplantae, Streptophyta, Magnoliopsida, Rosales, Rosaceae. The transcript is spliced from 3 exons. Bases 256 to 1377 code for a protein of 373 amino acids.
AAAAAAUAUAUAUAAAAAAAAUAGUCAAAUAGAUAAUUCCCACCAAGUGGUCACGUGAUAUGCACGAAGAGGGUGAGAAUAAAAAAGAAAAAAGAUAGAGAGAGAAGAGAAAUCCCCAAAUCGCGAAUUGCGGCAGCGGCGGCCGGAGUAGUACUGGUGGUGGCAACUCCGCGGCGAAUCGGGAAAGCCCCCCAAGUUUCAUUCUUUCUUGUUGGCAUUGUCUCGUCUUCAACUGGGGCUAGGUGAAAUAAAGGAAUGUUUGGAGUUACUGCUAGUGACGGAAGUAGGAGACGUUUACCGCAAUGGAUGCUGGGCGGGUCAUCUACUGGCCAAGAGGGGAAGUCCAGCAAUGUUGAAGAAAGGGGCAACCAGCUUGAGGAAGGACUUGCUUCUCAAGAGGCAGAAACUGUGACUGCAAAACCUGGUAAAGGGAUCUGGCGUCGUGAAAAGGAAACACUGGGAGAAGGCUUGCAUGUUCUUCAAAAGUGUGAGGCAAAGAAAAGAAAGAGAAAAUCAACUCAACAAGAUGAAGAAUUUGAAGGUAAUGACCCAGUAGCUGUUCUAGAGAAGAAGUGUAGUGGGCGUGGGAGAAGAAAAGUUCAGGAAUCUAUUGCUGCAGAUAGGCAAAAAGCAAAGGCUCCUGGAAAAGGGAUUCAUGAAAAGAAAACGUUGGGAGAGAACUCAUACAUUCUUGCAAAAUGUGAGACAAAAAGGAUUAGUAGUAAAACUAAUGAACAAGAUACGGAUUUUGAUGGCAACGCACCUGCAAGUUUUACAGAGAAGAUUGGACGUGAGAGAAGAAAAGUUCAAGAAACAGCUGUCCUGAAGAGACAAGAAGCAAAGGAUUCUAGCUGUGGAAGUGGUGAGGAACGAGAAGUCCAGACUUCAAGUGAUGAUGAUGUUGAACUGACAGCAGAAGAUUUAGUGAUGAUUGCUGAAGAGUACAUAAAAGCUGAUAGGAAAUUAGUGCCAGAAAAAGCAUCAAAUCAAGAAUGUGAAUCAGGCAGCAGACUUGCACUAAGAGUCGCUUCCAGUUGUAAGUCAGAUGAUUCUAUGGACUCCCAAAACUGUAACGCAAGAUCACUCAUCCAAGAUGCUACCAGGUCUAAGCCUAACGGGAGCUCGACUAGUGAAGAAAUUGCCUUGAACUCCAAUAGAACAGGGGAUCCUGCUCAGGACAUGCUGGAUCUGUUUUUAGGCCCCUGGCUGAAGAAACCUGUCGAGAAGGAAGCAAGGACUGACAUUUUGACAGACGAUCUGGCAUUUUCCUACAGAGUCGAGUCACAAACUCAUAGUAAUGUUGUUAAAGAAGAAAUUGCCCCCAUAAUGAAGAAGAAGACCAGUCUGAAAGACAAGGUGGCAAUGUUUCUUGACUGAAUCAGAUGUUUCAAUCUGUUACAGAACCUCUACAGGACAAUGAAGUGUAUAGCUUUUGUUCCUUACAAGACACUGAAGAUUGAUUGGAUACACCGAUUAGUCUUCUGUGCAGAUUUAUCAUCUCGCGGCCGAUGUUGCUCAGCUACAAAUUUCUACUCUCAAAAUUGGUUUUCCAGCACAAACCCUAGGAUUUGGUGAAAGGGUGUAUAUUACUUGACACUAGUAUCAACUGCUUAUUCUUUUUGUAAAUCUUUUGAGUUGAGAUAUCAGUUAGGUGUAUAUACUCAAAGAGAUGCUGUUUUAGUAAUAUAGUCAUUCAAUUUAGUAAGGUUUAGGGUUUUAGGGUUGUUAUUACAGUUCUGGUGAAGCAACCUUCAACAUCAUUUGACAUUAUUUUACGGCUGAAGUUUAGGGCUUUAGUGUUACUCAGUGCUGUCUCGUUAUUCUUAUGUUGCUGUGUUCAUUCUGUAUUCUUGUUUUUCUUUGUGCUGUCUUUUGUUUUUAGUUUGUGUUGUCCUUUCUCUCACUCAUUGAUUGGCUGCAUCGAUUAGUCCUCUGUGCAGAUUUAUCAUCGCGCCACAGAGGUUGCUCGGCUAGAAACUUCUACUCUCAGACUUGGUUUUCCAGCACAAGCCCUAGGAUUUGGUGAAAGGGUGUAUAUUACUUGACACUGGUAUCAGUUGCUUAUUCUUUUUUGUAAAUCUUUCGAGUUGAGAUAUCAGUUGGGUGUAUAUACUCAAGGAGCUACUGUUCUUGAUCUGUAAUAUAGUCAUUCAAUUUCUCUGAUAUCAUAAA